AUGGCUGAGUUUAUGCCUAUUCGUCAACGUAAAAUUCAUUCUGUUCGCUCUGGAAUAAACGAACGUAAUUGUAAAGAACUGUUAAGGUUCAACAGUGAGAGUGUUGAUUUCCUUGCGGCACAGUUUCUUGAAGAAAGUGGUACUCGUGGCGGUGGUAUUUCCAGAAGACAACAAAUGGAAAUAUUUGUGAGGUUUUUGGGUGAUUCCGGCUUUCAGUCUGGUGUAGCUCAAGAUGUGGGUGUACAUCGUACUACUGCUUACAAGACUAUAAGGUACGUGAUGAGUAGAGUAGUCGAACAAUCAAAUAAUUGGAUACGGUUUCCAACUACAGCUGAAGAUAUGACCGAGGCUAAAGUUUUGUGGCAGAGACAUUUUCGUUUGCCGUCUGUAAUUGGUUUCCUUGAUUGUACUCAAAUUGAGAUACAAGAGCCUGGGCUGCACGGUGAUGAGGAUAUUUGUAUAAAUGUCCAGGCAACAUGCAAUGCAUUGAAACAGUUUACAAGUAUUAGUGCGGAGUGGCCCGGCAGUUUCACGACGGCAGAGUGUGGAGGAAUAGUCAUGUCAGACAUCGUGUCACAGUAUGAUGGAGCAAUUCGUCUUUUAGGAGAUUCAGGAUACGGUUUAUCGCCGUGGUUGAUUACACCGUUCAACGCCACCGUUGAUUACACCACGAACGCAUCAAGAACGAGAGUUCAAUCUAAUCCAUACUAA
Leptinotarsa decemlineata (Colorado potato beetle) is the source of this 711-nucleotide messenger RNA. Its product is annotated as putative nuclease HARBI1. NCBI's taxonomy places the organism in Eukaryota, Metazoa, Arthropoda, Insecta, Coleoptera, Chrysomelidae. The record is from RefSeq and is a predicted model, not a curated record.